AUGGCUCGCCUCAAUGCUGCCGCCAUAACGCCUGCGCCGGGCUACGAGCCAUUCACGCUCCAGCCGCUCAUCGGGCACCUGCUCCAGACUCGCCGCUGCAUCCCGGGCUCCAUUUUUCUGGUCGAGGGCAUCGACGUGAUGCCCGUGGCGGCUGCGUCGCCGGAUGAGGACGACUCGCAUGCCAUCCGAUUGGUGCUGGGCGACGGCGAGCUGUGCGUUCAGGCAUUGCUGCAUCCCGACAUGUUUCACCUGGUCGAGCAGAGGGACGUAUUCGUGGGAUGCUGCGUCAGGGUGGGCGACUUUAUGCUGCGGCUGGAAGAGCCAGAUGGGGGUGGCGUCUUUGGAGAAGGAGGGGAGGAGGAGGAGGAGGAGGAGGAUGAGGAUGGAGCUGAGGAUGAGGAAGAGAGGCGAGAGAGACGGGAAGAGGACGCAAAGACCAUGGCAUACCUGAUUGUGAACGAGCUGGAGACUUGUGGAUGGAAUGAGACGUACAUGGCCUUGUGGCGAAACCGUGAGAAGAGCAACAGUCUCACGGACAGUACCAGCGCCAAGGGGGCAGCAGUCGUGGAAGAGGAUCGAGACCAGGGGGCAGCACCGGGCGAGGCAGCCACCACAACUCCCAAGGCAUCCAAGCCACAGAGCAGCAAUGUGGUUAGAUUCGCGGAUCGGCCAGAUUCACCGUCAGUCAGCACCCCUACCAAGACACCGAGCAGGACGCCGACCAAGACGCAGGGCAAGGUGCAGGAAAAGGGGAAAGCCAAGGUUAGCUUCCAGCUGCCGGGCUUUGACAAUGACAAUGACAAUGACGACAACGAUGAUGACGAGGAUGACGAGGACGACGAGGACCUGGAGGAGGCAUUCGAGGCAUUCGAAACACGCACAUUCCCCCUUCGGAGUGCCAUUACUGGUGCUCGUAAUCGUACUGCUGCUGCUGCUGCUGCUAGCACCAAGCCAAUGACACCAACAUCGGAUGCAAGGGAGAUGGCGGCGGCAGGCGACAUUAACACCGACAAGUCGCAGCAGCAGCAGCAGCAGCAGCAGCCCAUUGCGCUACCCAGAGACUGGCAUAACCAACAGGUCCCUCUCAAGCUCACAACCCUGCGCCUGAUCCCGCAUCUGCCGUAUGCACAAAACUGGUCGUGCAACGUGCUCGCCAUCAUCGCCUCCCUCUCGCCCGUGGAGUCCUCUCAUCUGCCGCCAGGAAAGCAGCGAACGGCUCGCAUCGCCGACCCGUCGACGGCAAAACAGGUGCAUCUAACGGUAUUCCUGGACCCGGAUGGGUUCACGCCCAAAGUAGGCAGCGCGGUGCUGCUUGUCGGCGUAAAGAACCACCGCUUCGAUGGCGGCAGCUUGAAGAAGUAUGCUAGCGAUGGGAAGAAAGAUGCUGGCGAGAAGAGGUGGUGGUUUGAGGACCCCUGGGAGUUGGAGUGGCUGGACGUGGCAGGGAUCAAGGAGUGGUGGAAAGGCAUGGAAGAGUAUUACAGGCAGACGGGACCGGCACGAAGCGAAGGCCUAGAGCAAGCGUGA
Trichoderma gamsii is the source of this 1527-nucleotide messenger RNA. RefSeq lists its product as hypothetical. The coding region runs from base 1 to 1527 and encodes 508 amino acids. The transcript has a single exon. Lineage: Eukaryota; Fungi; Ascomycota; Sordariomycetes; Hypocreales; Hypocreaceae. The record is from RefSeq and is a predicted model, not a curated record.